ACUCACGAUCUCAGCAGAAUGCCCCAUGCAGCUGGAGGAUUUCCCCAUGGAUGCCCACGCUUGUCCCCUUAAGUUUGGAAGCUAUGCAUAUCCUGUCUCAGAGGUGGUGUAUGAGUGGACUCAGGAAGCAGCCAAGUCUGUGGUGGUGGCAGAGGACGGCUCAAGACUCAAUCAGUAUCAUCUGAUCGGCCAGACAGCAGGAACAGAGAACAUUUUUACCAGCCGAGGAGAGUACACAGUGAUGAUGGCUCAUUUUUACCUGAAGAGGAAAAUUGGUUAUUUUGUCAUUCAGACCUACAUGCCGUGUUUCAUGACUGUAAUCCUGUCCCAAGUCUCCUUUUGGCUCAACCGAGAGUCUGUGCCAGCAAGAACCGUGUUUGGUGUGACCACGGUGCUUACCAUGACCACCCUCAGCAUCAGUGCCCGAAACUCCCUCCCUAAAGUGGCCUACGCCACUGCCAUGGACUGGUUUAUUGCUGUGUGCUACGCUUUUGUCUUCUCAGCCCUCAUUGAAUUUGCCACAGUGAACUAUUUUACCAAAAGGAGCUGGGCCUGGGAUGGGAAAAAAGCAAUGGAGGCACAACAACCCAAGAAAAAAGACCCUUUAGCUCUAUCCAAGAAGCCAAACAACACCUGCUCAGCUGGAGUGAAUUACACAGCCAACCUUACCAAGGAUGCAUCCAUCUCCACCAUCUCAAACAGCACAACUGUUCAGCUCAAACCAUCUGAAACCAAGGCCCCAGAUCCUAAAAAGACCUACAACAGCGUGAGCAAGAUAGACAAGAUGUCCAGGAUCGUGUUCCCAGUUCUGUUUGGGACCUUCAACCUGGUGUACUGGGCCACGUAUCUGAACAGGGAACCUGUGAUCAAAGGAGCUGUGUAAGCUGUAAGAUAAAGGCUGUUCAUUCAUAUCAGGAUUUAAUGAUUAGAAUCRAUCAUAAAUGAUGCCAAGCACUAUUUUCUUGUAUCACAUAUGUGUUCUUUCAGGUUAUUUAGACAGCGCUGCAUGUGUGUUGCUUUAAGAAAGUGUUGCCAUGUUUGCCUUGAGUUUCUACAAGUUUGAACCAACUUAUCACAUCAUUCCAAACUCUGUCACUGAUUCAUUUCUGCCAACUUUCCUUUCAGACAUUAGCAUUUGGCAUUUACAUUUUAAACCUUUAGUAGAUCAUGGAACAGCAAAGCCAAAUGCUAUGCAAAACAUUUUUACUGUUUUAUUGCUUAGAAUCGCCUUUACCUUUGUAACUUUGUACAGUAAAAAGUACCUGGAUGUCCAGGAAUAUGAAACUGGACUCAGGUACAUUCAAUUUUGCUUCAUUGUUAAAAGCAGAUGAAUAGCCAUGCUAAAAGUGUUGCCUUCAGAGUCUGAUAACUCAUUAUGAAUGCACUGAAGUCUUCUGCAACAUUUUCUUUUUCCUGAAACCUGGCAACAUAAAUAUGACUCAUUUUGUUCAAUUUUCCCUCUUCUUUCAGUUUAGAGUAGUUUGGUUUCAUGAAGUUUUUAAAUUGUGUUUAUGUUGUUUUAGAGAUCGAACAGGGACACGUUUAAAGCUAAGAGGUGGUUCACAAUUUUUAACAUUUUCACAAGUGUACAACAAACAACCACUCCUAAAGUGCACAGAAAAAUGGAUUCUCACAAUAACAGGUUUAUUAAAGCUGAGACAUCAAACCCAUGUGCACAUAUGAACAUUGGGCCUCAUGCAAGAACCGUUCGUACGCACAGAUUUGUUCUUAAAUUGUGCGUACGAGUGAUUUAGGAGRA
Austrofundulus limnaeus is the source of this 1759-nucleotide messenger RNA. RefSeq names its product gamma-aminobutyric acid type A receptor subunit alpha5 (gene gabra5). Gene Ontology annotation, molecular function: extracellular ligand-gated monoatomic ion channel activity; GABA-A receptor activity. Gene Ontology annotation, biological process: monoatomic ion transmembrane transport. The record is from RefSeq and is a predicted model, not a curated record. Lineage: Eukaryota; Metazoa; Chordata; Actinopteri; Cyprinodontiformes; Rivulidae. Gene Ontology annotation, cellular component: membrane.